Erigeron canadensis is the source of this 3130-nucleotide messenger RNA. Its product is annotated as floral homeotic protein APETALA 2-like. The coding region runs from base 231 to 1721 and encodes 496 amino acids. Lineage: Eukaryota; Viridiplantae; Streptophyta; Magnoliopsida; Asterales; Asteraceae. The transcript is spliced from 9 exons. Gene Ontology annotation, molecular function: DNA binding; DNA-binding transcription factor activity. Gene Ontology annotation, biological process: regulation of DNA-templated transcription. The record is from RefSeq and is a predicted model, not a curated record.
AGAUCUAGUAAGAUAUGUGUAGUGUUUCUAUAGCUAUAUAUUUAUAGCCCAUCUUAUAUCAAUGAAACCCUAGCUUUCUUGUUCUUUGCUUUCUUUUUAGACCAACUCCCAUAAAACAUAACAAGAAUAAAAUAACAAAAUAAUCCCAUUUUUGAUCUAUCUAUAUAUAUAUAUAUAUAUCAAAUCUAUAUAUAUAUAAGAAGAAAGAAGAAAAAAAAAGGUAUUUGGAAAUGUGGGAUCUAAAUGGAUUUCCUGGUCGGAGAAAGCAACUUGAUCAAGAAGAUAAUGAAAAGAAAGCCGAAGAUGAUAAGGGUAAACGGGUCGGUCCGGUAUCGAACUCGAGUUCAUCAGCCGUAGUCAUGGAAGAAGACGGUGGCUCCAACGAUGAAGAAUCGGAUAAAGGGUGUCCAAGAGAUGGAAACACUACUACUACCGGUGAUAGCCGGUUGUUUGGUUUUUCCAUGACGGAAAGUUCAUCAUGGGAGGGUGAUCUGCCGGUUACACGACAGUUUUUUCCAGUGGAUGAUUCUGAGGUGGGCCCCACUACAUCCACUAGUGGUGGUGGAGAUAUGAUACCUCCGCCGGUUACUAGUUUUCCUACUGCUCAUUGGUUUGGUGUCAAAUUCUGUCACCAGUCAACCGAUGGUGUUGCCGGUGUUACUGACGGGUUCGUCGGAAAAAAUAUUGCCGCCGUGGUUCCUCAACAGAUGAAGAAAAGCCGCCGUGGCCCGCGGUCAAGGAGCUCACAGUAUCGUGGUGUUACCUUUUACCGGCGAACCGGCCGGUGGGAAUCACAUAUAUGGGAUUGUGGGAAGCAAGUUUAUCUAGGUGGCUUUGACACGGCGCACGCAGCAGCUCGAGCAUAUGAUAGGGCAGCCAUCAAGUUUAGGGGAAUGGAAGCAGACAUAAACUUUAACCUUGAAGACUAUCAAGAAGACCUAAAACAAAUGCACAAUCUAACAAAAGAAGAGUUUGUGCAUGUGCUAAGGAGACAAAGUACAGGAUUUCCAAGAGGAAGUUCAAAAUACAGAGGUGUUACAUUGCAUAAAUGUGGUAGAUGGGAAGCUAGAAUGGGCCAAUUCUUAGGCAAAAAGUAUGUAUAUCUGGGUCUAUUUGAUACAGAAGUUGAUGCAGCCAGGGCUUAUGACAAGGCUGCUAUCAAAUGUAAUGGGAAGGCUGCUGUAACCAAUUUUGAUUCAAGUAUAUAUGACAAUGAGCUCAAUUUGACUGAAUGUUCAAGUAACAACAAUAGCCAUAACAAUGUAACAUCAGACCAUCACCACAACCUUGAUUUGAGCUUGGGUGGGUGCUUGGGAUCGAAUACGAAUAACAAUGUAGGAGAAAUGGGUCAUCUUGUAAAGGAUGAUCGCUACUCCAACUCAAUUCAACUUGGAUUUAGAUCCAUCGGCCAACGAAAUGACUCGGAAAAAAUACAGCUUCCAAGUCAUACAAAUCCUGAAUCGUAUACAAAUCGUAGUGAAGCACACGGAUACAAGGAUUUUUUGAGACCGCCGGUUGAUUCAUCUAUGCAUCAUAUGUUCAUUAAUCCACUAGUCUUCAACUCAUCAAGUCAUCAAUUUCCAAGCAGCAGUAUGGAAGGAGCAGGUAAUGAUUUGCCAGUAUCUUCAAGUGAAAAUAAUGUUAAUUACAAUGGACCCCCUCCACACCAAAUUUAUGCUGCAGCAUCAUCAGGAUUCCCACGGCCAAAAUUCAACCUUUGACCCUCCCGACAUUGCUGCAUAAACAAAUAUAUAUAUAUAUAUAUUGUUAUAUAUGUAUAUAUAUAUAUAUAUUCCUGUGUCACUUUUCAUGAAUCAUCGUCUCUCAAUUCAAGCGCCCCUCAGUAAAAACAGCAAAAAUGAAAUUAUUAAAGGUAAAUAAUCCAAGUAAUUAAUUAAGGUCAAUUUCAUAGUUGUGAGUGUGAGAUGAAACAAGAAGUAAUUUCAUACGAGUAAUAUACAUAUAUAUAUAUAUAUAUAUAGCUAGUUUCAAUUUGUAAAGAUGGGUCAAAUUCUUUAUAACUAUUUAAGGGGAGAGUAAUUGUAGGGAUGUAAUAAAUCUAAAUGUCAAUAUAGUUAGUAUAAUUUUAUUGGUCAUAUAUGAAGCUCAACUGGCUUCUUUAAUCGAUCUUUUGAUACGUACACUAGAAGGAAAAAGGACUCAUAGCCCUUAAUUAGAAUCAUCUAAGUAUCUAACGUUAGAAUAUGUCUCGUUGAAGUGGAAUUAGCACAAAUGUCUCGAUACCAGAAGAAGACAAACAUAUCUUUGGUAAGUUGGUGUCGACAAAUCACCCACUGACCCUCUACAACCUUUUCAAUGAGCAGCAAAUUAAAAGCAGUACUCUAUCUUUAGCCAAUUGAUCAUAUUACUUCUUCAUCUUUGAUUUAAAUCAAUAAGAACUAUUAAUAAUUGAGAAAACCUUUAGUGCAUGUUGCGAAUUAAAUCUGUUUUUCUUUUAUUUCAAUACACAAAACUAGCUAGGACCAACAGUUAUUAGAUGCCUACACACCAACGGCAAGACUAUAAGUCGUGCAUAGUGUAAAGUAAGUUUUAUUCUGAUUAUUGUUCUUUUGAAGAUGAAUAGUGAUCGAGAGGUUUAAAGAACGUAUAAUUAACAAGGUGAUAUAUUCAUACAUACUUAAUUUAUAGUGAUGACGUAGGUGGUGGUGGGGGCGGCAAUAAUGGGGACGGUGAUGGAGGCUACGAUGGUAGUGAAUAUAAAAGUAGUUGUUGUUAAGGGUGGUAUUAUAGUUAUUUUAAGUGUUGGAAAAUACUUUAAAUUAUUUCAUUAAGAGUAUUAUAAUUAUAUUAGAUGUAUAUGUUUAAGAAUAUUUUUGAUAUUUCAAAGGCAAAAAGUUUAAAGGAAAAAAAAAAUGGUUUUCGAUCUACGAACCAUAACACAAUGGGGGAUACUUGGUAAGACUUGUUAACACCUUGUGCUAUUCGCACGCUCCAAAUAUGUGAAGAUACGAUUCGUCAGCUCUAGAUAGUAUGGUGCUUGUUUAUUGGAAGCUUGUCACUCGAAAAAAAAAAUCUUAUCGUUUAAUAUGAUAAAUUGUUGGUUUUAGUUUUUGAGUUAGACAUAAACAUACUUGAUAGAUAUAUAUUGAAUUUGUAUGUAUUUGUGUAA